Molecule: messenger RNA, 1129 nt
Organism: Cucurbitaria berberidis CBS 394.84
Lineage: Eukaryota; Fungi; Ascomycota; Dothideomycetes; Pleosporales; Cucurbitariaceae
Exons: 2
Coding region: 173-718 (181 amino acids)
Biological process (GO): post-translational protein targeting to endoplasmic reticulum membrane
Cellular component (GO): TRC complex
Source: RefSeq, a predicted model, not a curated record
AAACAGAAUAACACACAAAAUCUAGAAUCUACCUUGUAUAAAACAAAACGUGUUAAAUCGUUACGCAGCGAGUAUUCCAACGCUCGCCUAUUGAAAUCUUUGACGGCCAAAAGCCCCUCCUUUCCAGAAACUAGCCUGCAAAACCUCAUCACCAUCACCAAAAAUCCCAAAAAUGGCAACGCAAGAUCUUACCAUCCCGCAACACACGCCCAUCGGCGAAGCUCCCCGUGCCAUCGAUGAUAUUGCUGCGCAGGAAAAGGCCUCGCAGCUACCCCAUUGGAACGCAACCGUUGCAUUCCAACUCGGCUGCGCGCUGCGCACACGGCUGCUUACUUUUGAACGGCCCGCUGUAGUGCACAUUUCUACUGUUAGCACGCCUGCACACGUGCUGUUUCAUUCGGUGACGCAUUCGGGGACGGCGCUUGAUAACGACUUCUGGGUAUCCCGGAAACGCAAUUCGGUUAUUAGAUUUGGUGCCAGUACAUGGCGUCUACACAAUGCCUAUGAAGGCGACGAAGAGAAGUUUAAGAGUAAGAUGGCGCUAGGGGAGAAGGCGGGCGAGUAUGCGAUUCACGGCGGCGGUGUACCAAUAUAUGUGAAGCACGUUGAUACGCCGGUUGCGGUUGUCGUAGUUUCUGGGUUGAAACAGUGGGAUGAUCAUCAAGUUGUGAUUGAGGAGUUGGCAAAUGUUUGUAAGAGCUUGGACAGGACGGCCUAGGGUUGGAAUAUCGCCAGGGUAGGUAAAUCCAUCUAAAACCACUUGCAAACUCGGAUUGAGUAUUCGACUCCUGGUGCACUUCCAAGUUAUAUUGACCAGCCCCGGGCUCAGAGCGACUCAUUGUAAGAUAGAGCCUUACUAGACCUACAAGGUGCUUCCUUACUCUGAGAAAGAAAAAUCUGCUCUCACCGCCAUAUAGAGAGACUUCAAGACGAGAUUCUAACAACUUUCAGGCAUCGUCUUCCUCAUCAAUGACCUGUGUAGCAUACCAAUCUUUAAGAGCUGGAGUCUCUGGAGUAUGGUAGCACUCUUCGAUCCAAGCAAGUGCGUGGCUAGCCCUUAAUUCUGUUAUCCACGCUUUCUCCUCGUCUGUCAGCGAAUCGUGGCGCCAUUUGCAGAAUGUACCGAACC